Colletotrichum spaethianum is the source of this 1917-nucleotide messenger RNA. RefSeq lists its product as uncharacterized. The record is from RefSeq and is a predicted model, not a curated record. Bases 1 to 1917 code for a protein of 638 amino acids. NCBI's taxonomy places the organism in Eukaryota, Fungi, Ascomycota, Sordariomycetes, Glomerellales, Glomerellaceae. The transcript has a single exon.
AUGUCCCAAUACAUGUACACCAGCGUCGCCCCCUUACCUCCCGUCUUUUCUCGCAUCGAUUCGUCCAGACCAAAGACUGCGACGUCCUCCUCCUCAUCCUCAUCCCCCACCACCACCAAUAAUCAACCCGCGGCCGCCUCGACAACGUCGCCCGCUUCAUCAACCUCCGCCGCGACACCACCCACACCAUCUUCGUCGUCCUUCUUCUCCAAGGCGAACCCGGCAGACUCUUCUCGCCUGCCGUCGCAACAGAAGCCCAAUCACCGCAACUUCAGCCAACACCAUCCGUCGGCCCGUCUGCAACACGCCCGCACCUCGUCGUCGUCCUCCGCGUCCCGCUCCUCCCACGAGACCUCGACGACUCCCACCUCGACGACCCCCUCGAUCCCGCAGGCUGCGUCCCCCACCGACUCACGCACUCCCGCGUCGCCAACGUCACCCAAGAGGCUCAAACACAAACAUCACCACUCGCUUCAGGAGACGCGUGUCGGCGCCGAACAUCCUGCCCGCACGCGAGCGCCACCGCGCCUCCGCAAGGAAAGCGGCAGCUUGAGCUCUUACGCGAGACUGGCCCUCCAACCCCCAUUGUCACCCCUCGUCGGCCUCUCUCCCAAUGAGUUGAAACAUGUCGCCAUGCUCGUCGACACGGAUACCUCGGGCCGUCACCUCGCCGCCCCCAAGGCCAGCGGGGUUCCCUUCUCCCGGACUGACAGUCUGUCGUCGGCCGCUCCCUCGACGACCUCACUGUCUGCUCGGACAAUGACGUCGUCCGACCCCACCACUUCCUUUGACGCCUCCCGCCCCUACGCACUGCGGAAUGGCCGAACCUACCUUUCCGACUCGUCACUGGCAUACCCGUUGCCAGUUGACCUUCAAGAGAUCCAUCGCCAGUCGCUGCGCACAUUGCUGUUGAUACAGGUGUUUGGGUCGCCCAUUUGCUCAAACUCGUUCGCCAACAAGCCACCUGCCCGCGUCCUUGAGGUCGCCUGCGGCUCGGGCUUCUGGAGUCAAUCAUGUCACCAGUACUUUGCCCAGCGAGGCCACUCGGACAUUCAGUUUACUGGUAUGGACAUUGCGCCCAUGGGCGCGAACGCGGGCGACGUGUCGCGCGACAUGAAGUGGAACUUUGUGCAGCAUGACAUCCGCAACUUCCCCUGGCCCUUUGCCGACGGCGAGUUCGACUUCGUCAUGGUGAAGGACCUGAGCUUGGUGGUGACGUCGCCGCACUCGCUGCAGGCCUCCAUUGAGGAGUACCACCGCCUGUUGCGUCCUGGCGGCACCGUCGAGUUCUGGGAUAGCGACCAUCAGAUCCGCAUGCUGCGGCCCCACGCUGCGCCGCAGUCCGACAACGCGGAGGACACGGCCACCGUCUCGUCGCUCGGCGCAUACCCCAUCUCGGCCAAGACCCCGCUCAGCGCACCCCUGAACAACUUCCUCGUCGAGUACAACAGCUGGGUGCACCGCGCGCUCGAGGCCCGCAACCUGAGCCCCGUGCCCUGCACCCUCGUCGGCCCCAUGCUGAUCCAGGAGUCGGAGGAGCUGACGGACAUACAAAACAAGCGCUUGGCGAUCCCGCUUUCCGAAGUGCGCUGGGAGCGCGAGGGCGUCGGCGGCGUCGUCACCAAGGAUGGCAAGUCGUUCAUCAACUCGGGCAAGGGCAAGGCCAAGGACAAGCCGGACGAGCAGAGGAAGACGUUGACCGAGGCCCAGGCGGCGCUCCGGCGCACGGCCAUGAUGACCGUCGUGCAGCAGAUCCAGAGCCUGGAGCCGAUCCUGCGCGAGGUCAGCGGCAAGAGCCAGGAUGAGUGGGACGGCUGGAUGGGCAAGAUGAUGAACGACCUCAUGAGGGAGAACGGGACGAGCUGGGGUGAGUGCUUGGAGGUGGGCGCCUGGUGGGCGCGCAAGAAGGAGCGGUGA